GUAAAUCAAUACUUUUUAUUAAUGUCGUACCUCUAAUCUGUAUAUCGGUUGUUGAAAAUUCAAAUUCAAAAUGUUUAUCGUUUUUACAACGAUUUAUAAAUUAUAACACGAAUAAUGUAAAGUCUUAAGGAAGUCUUAGUGUUAUUCGCUUGUAAUUUUAACCGAUCAUUAAGGUAUAAAGUAAAUUAAAAAAGAACGGGCAAAACAAUUUAAAUAGUUUAAAAGUUGCUUACUAUGAAUUCAAAUGGGCACCCUCAUCACCUCUAAUCAUCUUGGUGUGGGAACUUUGUAACUUCGGUUUCCUGGAAAUUUAGAUAGCAAUUACCGUGAAAACGAAAAUAAAAUUAUCAAAAAAAAGUGAAAUGAAAUUUGGGCAAACCCUAAACAACUAUUUAUAUAUUCGAUCUUAUUCAUCAUCUUCUUCAUUUCUUGAAGCUCUCUUUCUUCUUUUGUUCAAACUUUCUGUCGCCCCUAUUGCCCCGUUUUCUUGUAGUGAUCUUCAAAGCUUUACGAACCCGUGGGAGUAAAGAACUUGAUCUAACACAGAACUAUACCUAGCUCGGUACAUGAAGAUGGACACUUAUGUUCAGAAUCUUCGAUAUGAUUGCAAGGCAUCUGGAAGUUUAAAACUGAAAUUUUCAACCGAAGUCCAUUCUCCGGUGUACACCGGACAAAUGAUCAUCGGAAAAGCCGGUGGUGAUGGUGGAAAUACAUCUAUUAAAGUCAUGCUGGUUGACAAUAAGACACAAAAAAUGAUCACAACCGGGCCGCUAGCCUCGGCAAAGAUGAAGAUAGUGCUUCUCCCUGGAGAUUAUUGUGGCUCCACCACAAGAGAGUUUGAAGAUAAGAGUGUGGUUCACUGGAAAAAAAAGAAAAACAUUCUUCAAGGUGGUCCCUAUUUUGACCUUAAACAUGGGUGUGGGACGAUUGUUGGACUUAAAUUGAAACAUGAUAGACAUCCUAUUAGCAAUGUUAAAUUUCGGUUAGGUGCAAUGGUGGUUGAUUGUCCCUAUGAGGUUGAAGAAGCUAUAACCGAUCCAUUUGAAGUUAAGGAUCUCCGUAAUUUACCUAAGACGAUAAGAAAGUUGUCACUAGACGAUAAUGUGGGGCGCUUGAAGAACAUAUCGAAUAAGGGGGCUGGCAUGAUCCGCAUGCGUCUCAUGCGUGAAAACAUUUGCACCGUGAGAGAGUUUCUCGAAAUGUACUCUUCAAACCCUAGGGAACUCCAAAAGAUAUGUGAUAUGAAAGGAAAAAGGUGGGAGAUGACUGUGAAUCAUGCAAAAACAAGCCUCAAAGGAAACAUGCGCAUUGACUCCACCUCUCAUCAAUCAAACACUUUGGUAUGCGAUGGUUGCUUUGAGUUUGACGACAAUUGUUAUAGGCCGCAACCAUGUGAAAACGAGCAUUUCAUGAGUAUAUCAAUGAUAAUAGAUCCAAGUUUGACGAUAGAUCCGAGUUUGUCGACCAACGAUUUUGAAGUAUGGGAUCCGAGCUGUGAUGUGUUCGAGCCAGGUCAAGCCAGUCAAGAAGCCGCAUUGAAUGGUGCAUGGGCUUUGGGUGGCAACAUUGCGGAAGGGAAUGGGGUUAAGGCUAAAAAGAGAUGGAUGAAACUGCGUAUUAUUGUGACUUUCACUCGUAAGGUUGGGUAAGGUGUGGGUGUGGUGUGACCCCAGCUAGUCGGCUAAAUAUUUGGUUAGUUGGUUCGGCAAAAUAUAUGGUUGGGUGUGGGUGUGGGUGAUACAUGUACGAUAAAUAAUAACUUUAGAAAUAUGUUUGAACUUGUUGUUUCAUAUUG
Molecule: messenger RNA, 1795 nt
Organism: Helianthus annuus (common sunflower)
Lineage: Eukaryota; Viridiplantae; Streptophyta; Magnoliopsida; Asterales; Asteraceae
Product: calmodulin-binding protein 60 A
Exons: 5
Coding region: 567-1649 (360 amino acids)
Biological process (GO): regulation of salicylic acid biosynthetic process
Cellular component (GO): nucleus
Molecular function (GO): sequence-specific DNA binding; DNA-binding transcription factor activity; calmodulin binding
Source: RefSeq, a predicted model, not a curated record